Molecule: messenger RNA, 1344 nt
Organism: Conger conger (European conger)
Lineage: Eukaryota; Metazoa; Chordata; Actinopteri; Anguilliformes; Congridae
Product: CD209 antigen-like protein A
Exons: 4
Coding region: 1-543 (180 amino acids)
Source: RefSeq, a predicted model, not a curated record
AUGGCAACAUCUACAGUCUCCAAAGAUUCAGAGGGUAUAUACACUGAACUGGCCUCCACACAACAAGAUGUAUACAGCACUCUGGGCCACACCACACUCAACAGCUCAAGAGCUCAGCACACAGAGAGACUCUGCAAGCCCUGUCCACAGGGCUGGGAGCAGUUUUCUUCCAAGUGUUACUACUUCUCCACUGAGGGGAAGAGCUGGAUGAGCAGUCGCAGAGACUGCGUAAGACAGGGAGCUGACCUGGUGAUUAUAGAGAGUGACGAGGAGCAGGAGUUCAUCAACAAAUACAUACGAGAUUAUUACUGGAUUGGACUGAGUGACUUAGAAACAGAGGGCACCUGGCUCUGGGUGGAUGGAACCCUCCUGCAGAAAAACAACUGGAAGAGUGGAGAACCAGAUAAUCUUUACUAUCUAGACAGGAGCGCAUACACACCCGCAGACUGUGCAGUUACUUACCGUGGUGAGAAUGAAUGGAUUGACACAGGCUGCCAUUUGUCCGACCGCUUCAUCUGUGAGACUGAUGCUCUGCUCCUUUAAUUGCCAAUGAUGUAAAAUUGAUGCCGAAUGGGAAAUCCAUUUUUGUACCAUGACAGUUUUCACCAUUUCCUCGGCUGAAAAUAUCAAAAUAAGCAGAACUGUGCCAGUGUUUGAGAGGUGUGUCAUCAAAGCGCUCAGUGCCUGGAGAGAAAUCCUGUCAUCUUGAUAAUAUAUUUGUUUGCACUCCAUUCCUCUGAAAGCUGUGGUUAUAAAUCACAUUUUAAAGAAAUGUUAUGUCAUGAAUUUGUGUAUUCUCAGAUUAACUGAAAUGUUAAUUCAGUGAAAUAAUGUUCAACUACGUUACUUAUGAGACAAAUGCUGUGCUCCCCAAUGUAAUAUUUAUUAUUGCAAUAAAAAAUAAAUUCUUAAAUAUUAUUAAAUGCAGUGGAAUUAUUGUACAAAAGCCUAUACAUGCAGAGUAUUUUCAGCUGUAACAUUAUUAGUUAUGUGAAUAUGGACAUAUGUAUAAAUAAUCACAAAUCCUCAGUAGCACCAUAAGUUUACUGUAGUACACAACAGCAAUCCCCCUGCUACAAAAGUGGAUGUGUUAUGAGCUCAUUGUGUCAAAGCAUCUACUAAUAAAAAUAACUCUUGGUACUUUUAAAAAUGAGUAUGUCACUAAAACGUGCUUAGAUGUUGCUCUCUAAACAGGGGCUGUGACACAAAGCCAUAAACCAUAUGUACAAAUGGUUCUGUAUGCGACUCAAUCAUGGCAUAAAUUCAUUUGUACUUCAUUUUUUCUUUUUUGCUUUUGCUCAUCUGUAAAUAAACCUAUUUAGACAAAACUGAAGCAUUCAAAAA